Gadus morhua (Atlantic cod) is the source of this 1495-nucleotide messenger RNA. RefSeq names its product odorant receptor 131-2-like. Gene Ontology annotation, cellular component: membrane. The record is from RefSeq and is a predicted model, not a curated record. NCBI's taxonomy places the organism in Eukaryota, Metazoa, Chordata, Actinopteri, Gadiformes, Gadidae. Gene Ontology annotation, biological process: detection of chemical stimulus involved in sensory perception of smell; G protein-coupled receptor signaling pathway. The transcript is spliced from 2 exons. Gene Ontology annotation, molecular function: odorant binding; G protein-coupled receptor activity; olfactory receptor activity. Bases 1 to 1203 code for a protein of 400 amino acids.
AUGCAGAACCAAUUCCAACUGCAACAGAACUCUUCUCCCUCUGAAGGGAACGGAGAGUACCUGGAGGGAUAUCGGGUUGUCUUCUCUAUCAUCCCAUGCGUCAUCUUUCUCUACAUAAACUGUGUGAUGCUGUACACACUGAGAAGCAAGCCUGUGUUCCGUGAGACCUCCCGUUACCUCCUGCUCUACAACCUCCUAUUGGCUGAAACCUUACAAAUGGCAUUGGCUCAGAUGAUGUCUCUACUGAACGUUGGCUUGGUGUUCAUGACACGCUUAAUGUGCCUACUAGUCCUUAUACCCACGAUAAUUACCACUAUCACAUCGCCGUUCAGCCUGGCCGUGAUGUCGUUGGAGAGAUAUGUGGCCGUGUGUUUCCCUCUGAGGUACGCCUGCAUCGUCACGGUCCCCACCACAUAUGGGGCCAUAGCCGUGGUGUGGGCCAUCAGCUAUGCCAACAUGUUGAUCAGAGUUAUCAUGUUAACGGCUCUUGAUUCCAGACCCUUUGGUCAGUUCAUGGGCGUUCCCUGCGGUAAAAACCCCAUAUUCCAGUUGAAAAUAUUCUCUGAGUUUGAGAGUGGUUUUGUCUGUGCUGAGUUUCUGUCGGUGGGCCUGAUAAUUAUCCUUUCCUACGUGGGAGUGAUGGUGGCGGCCAAGGCCGCCUCCACUGACAAAUUGUCAGCAAAUAAGGCUUCCAAGACAGUCCUGUUGCACAUGUUUCAGCUGGGCCUGAGUCUGUCGUCUUCCUUGUUCAUGGGCAUUAUCUGCGCUAAGAGCACCCUAUUCCAGUUGAAAAUAUUCUCUGAGUUUGAGAGUGGUUUUGUCUGUGCUGAGUUUCUGUCGGUGGGCCUGAUCAUUAUCCUUUCCUACGUGGGAGUGAUGGUGGCGGCCAAGGCCGCCUCCACUGACAAAUUGUCAGCCAAUAAGGCUUCCAAGACAGUCCUGUUGCACAUGAUUCAGCUGGGCCUGAGUCUGUCGUCUUCCUUGGUAAGCACGAUACUGACAGGCCUCCAUGGGAAAGUAGAUGUGAUCACUUUCAGGCAUCUUCGGUUUUCUCUGUUCGUUUGCCUCAUCAUCCUCCCCAGGUGUCUUAGUUGUCUGAUUUACGGCUUGAGGGAUCAAAUUAUCAGACCGAUUUUAAUACGACGCCUCAGAUUAGGAAUUAAUUGCGAAAUAUUCAAGUUUUACACUCAAUAUAUGAAUUAAUAAGCGACCUUUCACCUGCUAACAGUAACCUUCGUUAUGUUACGGAAAACAACAACAUAAAAUGUAGACUAUAAUACACUUAAUAUAUUUUCUGCAAAUUUUUCGCUUUUAAAGGUGUAAAAUAAAGAAAAUAAUUUAAAGUUACAACUUUAACUUUACUUUACUCCAUAUUUCAGCAACUCAAACCAAAACUCAGAAUAGACUUUACUUAUUCUUGUAUGAAUGCAUCUGACAGGAAGCAAGUACAUAGGCCUUUACUUCAGUAAAAUGUAUUCCUGUUUCUUACAGAAUA